This is a messenger RNA of Clarias gariepinus (North African catfish), 740 nucleotides long. It is a transcript of the gene smim24, whose product is annotated as small integral membrane protein 24. NCBI's taxonomy places the organism in Eukaryota, Metazoa, Chordata, Actinopteri, Siluriformes, Clariidae. The coding region runs from base 270 to 575 and encodes 101 amino acids. The record is from RefSeq and is a predicted model, not a curated record. The transcript has 4 exons.
UGAAUCUCACAGUGAAAUGUGAAAUGUAACAGCGUUGUCUCUGCGCCUUUAAAUCGUGAGAGGAAUCUCGGACGUCAUUUUGACUCAGAGACGUUUUUUCACCAUAUUGGACUGUGAAAUCUUGUUGAGGAUUUUUUUCCAAAAUUAGGAUUAUUCUCCAUUAGGACAGUUUUACAUCGGACUCCCGGACUGAUUCACUGAAACCGACACAUGCACAUUCACCGCUAUCAAACUGAAACCUGACAGUCAGUGGAGAACACGAAGCCGUCAUGUCGUCCCUCAGGAGCGUCCUCGCUUGCUUAAUGCUGCUUGUCUCAAUCUGCCAGGCAAACACUGGCGGUCUGAGGGCCAGCACCACCACCACCCAGGGGAAAGGGUUGCUGACCAACGCGGUAGUGGGACUGGCAGCGGUGGCCGGCUUCCUCUUCAUCGUCUUCAUCCUCCUCAUUCUGAAAAGGGUGUUUUUCAAGAAAGACACGGAUGAACAGGAUCCUGAACUGGAGGUGUGUGUAGGAAACGAAAACAAAGCAUUCGAGGUGGAGACACAAGAAGGAGUGAAAUGCACCAACCUGUAAUUUAAAGGGAACACACAUUAAACUCGGAGCACUUCAUUACAACGUCUAGCGGAUGUCUGAUGUGGACUUUGUGUGAAUGCUGUAAAGUACAAGGUUGUUGCUUGAAUGAAGGAUAUACAAUGGAUUCGUUCUUUUAUACUAAAUGACCAUGUGUACAGCUAAAGA